Messenger RNA from Telopea speciosissima, 1461 nucleotides. RefSeq lists its product as uncharacterized. Bases 1 to 1461 code for a protein of 486 amino acids. The record is from RefSeq and is a predicted model, not a curated record. The transcript has 2 exons. Gene Ontology annotation, biological process: DNA integration. Lineage: Eukaryota; Viridiplantae; Streptophyta; Magnoliopsida; Proteales; Proteaceae. Gene Ontology annotation, molecular function: nucleic acid binding.
AUGUGGAAGCGAGCACUUGGUACGCCACCAUCUGCUGGUAACCAACCUGAUGGCCAAGUUAGACGACGCGGUCGUAAGAUAGCAUCAGGUCUACGCCCCACGGAGGACUGCUUGGAGCGAACCAUUAUUAUACAAAAGCAAUUGGCUUCGUCAGUGCUGGACAUGGACCAGGUGGAGGUGAACCAGGUGGAAGAUACACAGCCAGAUUGGCGAACCCCGAUAGUCCAGUACCUGAAGAAUCCGCACCCCAGCAUGGACAGGAGAACCAAGUACAGGGCGCUCAGGUACGUCUUGGUAGGAGAACUAUUCAAAAAGGGAAAGGACGACCUGUUGCUGAAGUGUGUCAGCCUCAACGAGUCAAUGGUGGUUAUGGCCGAGGUACAUGAGGGGAUCUGUGGAUCACAUCAGGCCAGUCCCCAAAUGCGAUGGCUGAUCAGAAGGCAUGGCUAUCAUUGGCCAACCAUCUUGGCAGACUGCAUAAAGUAUGCUAAAGGGUUCCAGGCUUGCCAACGGCAUGGCCCGGUACAACAUGCCCCAGCCAUGGGACUUAGUCCAAUAGUCAAACUGUGGCCAUUUAGGGGUUGGGCAAUGGACUUGAUGGGCAAGGUAACGCCCCCAGCCACGAGAGGGCAUUGCUUCAUAAUAGUAGCGACAGACUACUUUACCAAAUGGGCGGAGGCAGUCCCCAUGAAGUUAGUAUCUCAGACCGAGGUUAUCAGGUUCUUGAAGACCCAGAUAGUUCAUCGGUUUGGGCUGCCCGAGACCAUCACAUGCGAUAAUGGGUCCGUUUUCACUAGCGACCAGGUCCUUGAGUUUGCCACGGAUUACGGGAUCACCAUAACCCAUUCUACGCCCUACUAUGCCCAGGGAAAUGGUCAGGCAGAGGCAAGCAACAAGGUGUUGAAAAACUGCUUGGCAAAGGUAGUGGAUGAGGACCCAAGGAGAUGGGCUGAGUUGUUGUCCGAAGUCUUAUGGGCAUUCAGGACGUCACAAUGGACCAGUACGGGGACCACACCGUUCUCCCUUACCUAUGGGCAUGACCAAGUUCUCCCCAUGGAGAUAAGUGUUAGGUUUGCAAGGGUGGCAUAUCAACAGGGGAUGACUCCCGUUGCUUACAGUGAGGCCAUGUUAACCAAGCUGGAGGACCUGGACGAAGAACGAUUCAUGGCCUUAGACCGGAUUCUGGCCCAAAAGGCAAGGGUGGCAGUCCUUUAUAACCAAAGGGUGGUACCCAAAAGUUUUCAAGAGGGCGAGAUGGUCCUAAAGGCCAUCCUCCCAAUAGGGACUAAGGAUCCCGUUUACGGCAAAUGGUCCCCCACUUGGGAGGGCCCGUUCAUAGGUCAUCAAGUAUUGAAAGGGGGAGCCUACAGGCUGAAAGAAGUAGAAGGAGACAUUCACUUGAAGCCCAUCAAUGGCAAGUCUCUAAAAAUGUUCUACCCCACUAUGUGGGAUUUGGGGUAA